Molecule: messenger RNA, 1227 nt
Organism: Chelonoidis abingdonii (Abingdon island giant tortoise)
Lineage: Eukaryota; Metazoa; Chordata; Testudines; Testudinidae
Source: RefSeq, a predicted model, not a curated record
AUGGGGCUCUUCAGACCUGGUACUCCCCAGCACAUACUUCAGGAGGUUUUCCUUAGCACCAGGCGAGGUGCAUGGAUACUUGGUCGGAUUGGAGAAGAAGGGUACCCCAUGGACACAAUUUAUACCACUCGCUAUGUAGAAUUCCUCAGGCGCAUUGUGCCUCUAUCCCUGCUUAACUACUUUGCAGAGAAGAAACUGAAUGCAAAAUUCAACCAUGCAAUCUAUGGUCUGCAGCCUGCGCACAGGCUUUUCAGCCAGCACCCAACCAUCAAUGAUGACCUGCCAAACUGCAUCAUCUCGGGCAAGGUGCUGGUAAAACCAAACAUCAGGGCGUUCACUGAAACCAGCGCCAUCUUUGAAGAUGGCACCAGAGAGGAGGACAUUGAUGUGGUUGUCUUCGCUACGGGAUACAGCUUCUCUUUCCCCUUCCUUGGGGACUGUGCCAAAGUGAUCAAAAACCAGGUCUCCCUGUAUAAAUUUGUCUUCCCUCCUCAGCUGGAGAAGCCAACUCUGGCUUUCAUUGGCCUCAUCCAGGCACUGGGGGCCAUCAUGCCCAUUGCCGAACUCCAGGGUCGCUGGGCAACACGUGUGUUCAAGGGGCUGAACAGAUUGCCUUCAGCAAGCAACAUGAUGGCUGAUAUUGCACAGAAGAAAGAGGAAAUGGCAAAACAGUAUGUGAAAAGCCAGCGCUAUACCAUCCAGGCAAAUUACAUCCCAUACAUGGAUGAAGUGGCCUGCCUGGCAGGGGUCAAGCCCAAACUCCUGUCUCUCUUCCUCAUGGAUCCAAAGCUCGCUGUGGAGGUUUUCUUUGGCCCCUGCACGCCAUACCAGUACCGCCUGAGAGGGCCAGGGAAGUGGGAUGGAGCCAGGAAAGCCAUCCUGACCCAGAGAGAACGGAUCAUUAAACCUCUGAAAACUAGAGUCCUAGCUGAUUAUACAGGUGCCUUGGUGCCUUACUACCUUCAGAUUUUUCUCAUUGUUGCUUUAAUUGCUGUAACUUUUGCUUAUUUUCCUUGGUCCUUUUUUCCCCUCUGACAAGUGUCAUUUUUCAAGCUGUGAGUCCAGUUCAUGGUUUCCCUUCUUUCCUUUGCAUUCAUAUGGGCUGACUGGACUAUAGUGGGCACCUCUGUUGUCAGCUAUCUCAACAAGGUGAGAGCCUGUCUUCUAUGUAGGGCAGGCCUGCACAACUCGUAAAGCGGCGAGGGCCCCAUUACUCCAAAGGAAGCA